AUGCGUCGGCGCUACGAACGUCGGCGCGCGGCCAAGGCCAAGGCGGCCGCCGCUGCCGCCGCGGAGAAGGCCGCGCCCAAUGCGUCCGACGGCUCUUUAGCGUCCGCAGACGCCCCCACUGCAGCGACCACCGCCACGCACACGCCCACGGCCAAGAAGCGGCAGACGACGGUGCACGCGGCGGCGCAGAUCAAGCUGCACGUGCACGGCCACGAGUUCCAGAGCGGCGAGGAGAUCGUGCUGAAUCCCGACAGCUUCCCGCAGCUCAAGGAGCUCAUCUGGAAGGACUACGCCGUGGAGGUCUUCCACCCGGAGCACGCCCAGGGCGACGCGGACUUGGCCGAGGGCUCGCCGCAGAACCACCUGCUGCUCGAGAUCCCGGAGAGCAGCGCCGCGCCGCUCAAGGGCAAGAUGCAGGUGAGCGUGCUGAAGGACACGGCCGCCAUCUUCCAGCUCGCGCCCUUCAAGGACGUGACGGUGCGCUUCCUGCCCAAGACGCAGGUCGAGGUGGACUUCGUCGAGGUGUCGCUCAAGGACCAGUUCAUGUCGAGGCGAGACCUCAUGUACCUCAAGAAAUCCAUGGUGGGCACGGCUCUGUAUGUGGGCAAGACCAUCCGAGUGCAGGGCACGAGGUGGCAGGUGCUGGACGUCCGGUCCGGCGGCGAGAAGGUGCGCAGCGGCGUCAUCUCGGACAACACCAAGUUCACGUUCCGCUCGCGCACGUCGCGCAUCAUGUGGCUGGUGCAGGUGAGCCCCGAGAUGUGGGACAUGGCCAACUCGGGCAUGCUGUACCUCGAGAUCUUCCUCACGGUGGUUCGGAAUGUGCUCAAGAAGUGGAUGAAGCACAAGGUCUCGCAUAGUCUGACGAUUUUAUUCUACUCGCGCUGCUUCUACCCGGAAAUGGACCAAGAUCGGAUCUCGACGGCAUCGGGGGGAUAUUACUCUCAUGGAAACUAUACGUCGAACAGGAGGCCGGCACGUAGCGCUGCUGAUGAGAGGGAGUCAUCGUUUCCUUACGAACGCAGUGACUGCUUCUCGGUAGGUGUAGAUGAAGACGGCAGGCACUACCAGGACUUUUACAAGUUGGUGGCGUUCGACAGCAUUAUAACCGACGUGCAGCCGCUGCUGGUGAAGCUCAAGGAAGAGAUGAACGCGUUCCCUCGCGAAUGUGGCUGGAGGUCGCCCGCAGACUUCUACGUUUCGUCCUUCUCGCCGGUUGAAUCAGUCGACAAUGAGUCGGGGCCGCGGCCAGGUGUCCCAUCAAACGCGCGCGACGGCAACCUGCUGGAAGCGGUGAAUCUCGUGCUGAAUAUCUUUGAAAAGCAUCAUAUCGAUCGCGAUUUGUCCCGCAGCGGCCAAAGCGUCGUGCUGAUCACGCCGGGGAAUGGCAUUUUCUCCGUCAAUAAGCGGCUUUCGGAGAUUACAGAGCAGCGCAUGAUGGACCACGGUAUCGGCAUUGAUCUCAUCUCCCUGGCAUCGCGCCCACUUCAUAAGUGCCCACUGUUUCUCUUCAAACAGUCCGAUUUGUCUGAGCUAAAGGUGCCUGGAAAGAAAGAAGGCAACCCUGCAAAUGAACUCUGCUUGUGCAACAACAACCCACACGGAUCGAAGAAUGGAUAUCAACGGCGGUCACACACAGGCUCCAAUGAUGCUGUAACAGAUUCACAAUCAGCAGUUGCAGACAUCGGCGUGUCUUCAAUGCGAACGGGUCAGCUUUGCAAGUAUUGCUUACAGCGGAUGAAGAACCGCAAAAACUACAUCGUGCCGCUGUGGAUUCCGCUCUGGUUCGUACAGGAGAACAUGCUGAUUCCUCACGAUUGCCCGCUUGAUGAAGACAUUACCCAGUUUUGCGAUGUCUGUGCGCCGAAGAACUCCAAGAACAAGGUAUUCGAGCCGCUGCCGAUGUGUCGGAUGUUCAAGGACAACGAUCUCACCCACUUUGGCUAUUUGUCGCUCCCAAAGCCUUUGGAGUGUUUACUGAACGGCUUUCAAGUAUCCGAGUCGUCUCUGAGCGAUGACGAUCGAGGCAACGACGUCUUCGGUACGACGCCUUCUGCCGGUGGUUCUACCUACGGCGACGUGAUCCUCGCUGGGCUUAAUAGUGAUCUUGUACGCGCCCGCGCGUCCUCAAUGUCGUGCUCGGAUGACUCGCUGUCGUAUGAUGGCGAAGUGGUAACCAAAGUCCGCACCUUUUCCUUGACCGAGCAGAACAAGCUGUUGCAAGAGUACGAACGGUACGACGACGAAGUCUUCGGGUUUGCACCUGCACCCAAACUCGCGCAGAAGUCUUCCGAUAGUGACAUAAGCGUUCGCUUAGCGACAACACCACCAAUGCGACCUGGUAUGUCGUACCUGAACUCGAUGGUUAAGAAGCGCACAGGAACGAUCGGGUUCCAGUCUGGAUCGGCCGGCAAUGGGAACGAGAAUGGUAGCAGCAAUAGCGGCGGGGCUCGCUGGCGGCAAUACGAGCAGCGAGAACCUUCACCUCUGAAUGUCGACAUGACCGAGUACCGGGGGAGCCUCGAGGCGAAAGUUGGGUCGCUGGAUGACGAUCGAGACAAGCCCCGGAUAACUUCAGGCUCGUUCCCGAACACAUUUCAAAUGGGAGACGGAAGUGGUCCAAAUCACACACCAUUUACGACGAGUCCUGUGUUGCGCCCCGCGGAUGCUGCAGUGAAAGAGGACAUCUUCCACUCCCAGGCGUUCAUGUUGAAGCAGCUCACCAGCAACCAGCGUCGAUGGAGCCAGGUGCGACCAUACGAAGACCAGCAAUUUAAGAUCGCGCAGAAUGUCCUGAAGUGGCGAAGCCUUUGCUUCCCUGCGCUUUUGCCUCUCGCGAGUGACUUCAUGCCGGCCGCGAAGGAGUUGCAAGCGCACUAUACCGAGUCUUUCUACAGUGUCAUGCUUCCAGAGCGCGAUGAGCAGAAUGGAGUAACGUUCCGUGAUUACCGUGAGCUGGUGAUGGAAAUGGUGGCGCAGCGAUUAUCGCAAGACUUCCAGCUCGUCUCGGGAGAAGACUCGAGUGAGGUUGGAGAUAAGGACGGCACCGUGUUCCGACUCAGCAUGGGCCAUCGCAUCCACGAGAUUGUGUACAACGAAGAGACCCAGACGAUCGAUGUGAAGCGCUACCUUCAGAAGGUGACGACACGCUCGGAUGUAGAUAUCAUGGAGUACCGCUACUCGCUCUGGUCGCCGGUAGUGGAUCGAUUUGUCACGGUGGCUCAGGAGUUCCGGAAGUACCCGCAGAUUGAGUAUCAGUGGAACCAUCUCGACCAGUUGAUCUGCGGAUACAUCGAUGAUAUGAGUGAAGGAAUCCGCUACAAGCGCAGUCUCUACUGCCUCCUCCCACCUCGGCUUGGAGGCUCCGACGUCGGUGACCAAGAAAACCUGCGCGAUUACACGGAGGGCUGUCGGAAGUUCCUCGAGUUUUUGCGCGCCAAAGCGGACGCGAGCACUGGAUUCCCGAACGUGAAGCUCUCGACCGACUGGAGGAAGGGGAUCAUGACGAGCGGCACCGAUGCGUUCAAGCGCGUGGGCCAACGGAGUGUCAAGAUGCUGCUGCAAACGAAUGAUGCUGUCACAAGUCAGAACUGGAUCAUCGCGAAGGUUGACACGGAAGUGCUGCCGACGCAGUGCUACCACGUGGAGAUCCAGUGGCUGGUGUGCCGCAGUUCCCUAGUCGACGAUCUCAUCACUGCUAUAAGCCGCCGCGCGAAGCAGCUCGGUCUGGAGCUGCAGAAGGUCACCGAGAACGGCAUCUCCAGCAACCUGGACCUGCACCCGCUCAACUGCCCCAUCUUCCUCAAGAUCGACGACGCGUUCGAGCGGCGCAUGGUGGAGAAGGCGCUGGUCGAGCGCUUUGACUUUUGCUGCGAGGCGCUGCACCCGAUCCCGUUCACGCACCUGAACCACAACGCGGAGUACGCCAUCGUGGCGCAGGAGCCUCGGCCGCCGCGCGCGCGGCGCAUGAUCUCGUACUACCGGCAGUACGUGCAUCGGUCGCUCGCGUGCUUCGCGCGCAUGACGCAGACCGGCUUGGUGUGGAUCUCGAACCAGAAGGUGCACGACGACGAGAUCCAGCCGAUCUUCGACGAGCUGCGGCAGUACAUCGAGUCGCUGCAGGUGGCGCGCUCGUCGUUGAUGGGCGUGAUCGAUGACAUGUUCGAGCCUACAGCCGCAGCAGCAGCGCCGCCGCCGACCACAGAUGAGCAAAGGCCUGCGAGUCCGCUGCCGGAGGACCCCGCUGCUUCCAGCGAUGAUAAGAAAUUUCUGCAGGCGGCCAGCCGAAGCACCAGCAGCUGCAGCGAGGAGGAGGAGAAGGAGAACAGCCCCGCGGCGAUCAACGUGGUGGUGCGCAACGCCGCCGAUCUGCGGUCCGAUCCGAAGCGAGCCGCCGCCGCUGCUGCAGUCGCGGCAGAGUCGCUGGCGGAUCCCUCGGCAGCUGGCCGCGUCCUCCGCCGUGCCGACUGUCGUUGCAUGAUGGGGAUCGCCGCGCCGGAACCCUCGUCGCCCUCGCUCCGCCACGCGCGCGUGGCGCCCGGCAACCUGUUCCGCCGCAUGUCGGCGCAGGCCAUGGGCAUGGAGGCCGCGGCGCUGUGCCACCGCUCGCACUGGGUGCCCAAGUCGUCGCGCUCCAACUGCUCCAACUGCCGGCGCAGCUUCCGCCUCUGGGCCGGCAAGCACCACUGCCGCCUGUGCGGCGAGAUCGUGUGCGGCGCGUGCUCCACCAAGCGCAUUCUCUUCCAGAAGAAGAGCGUGCGCACGUGCGACGAUUGCGUGGACGCCAACGUGCAGAACAUCUCGGAGAUCAACCGCCGCCGCUCCACGCCCGAGUUCCUGCGCGCCCACACGAGCCCCGCGGCCUUCGACGACGACGACGACGACAGGUACCAGCGGCUCAGUCUGCCGCUGCGCGCGGCCAGCAGCCGCGGACUGCACCGGCAUCACUCGUCCCUCGCGACCUCGAUGGCCACGCCUCUUGGGUCGCAGCGCGGGACCGGCAACACGGAGGCGGAGACCUCGUCGACGGAGCUGAGGAUCAUGAACUACCGCGUCACCUUCUCGUGGCAGACGCAGGUCAUGUCGCUCGUGAUCGCGGCGCUCGUCGUCUCCAUCGCCUGCGCCUUGAAGCUCAUGGCGCAGGUGUAG
Molecule: messenger RNA, 5148 nt
Organism: Phytophthora sojae
Lineage: Eukaryota; Oomycota; Peronosporomycetes; Peronosporales; Peronosporaceae
Exons: 3
Coding region: 1-5148 (1715 amino acids)
Biological process (GO): negative regulation of TORC1 signaling; positive regulation of autophagy
Cellular component (GO): GATOR1 complex
Molecular function (GO): metal ion binding; GTPase activator activity
Source: RefSeq, a predicted model, not a curated record